This is a messenger RNA of Aspergillus ochraceoroseus IBT 24754, 989 nucleotides long. RefSeq lists its product as uncharacterized. Lineage: Eukaryota; Fungi; Ascomycota; Eurotiomycetes; Eurotiales; Aspergillaceae. The transcript has a single exon. The record is from RefSeq and is a predicted model, not a curated record. Gene Ontology annotation, cellular component: Ino80 complex. The coding region runs from base 252 to 821 and encodes 189 amino acids. Gene Ontology annotation, biological process: chromatin remodeling.
UAUAUUCACCUUUUCAAACUUGUCAAAAUUGAGAAAUCAAGUUCUUAGGUACAGACUCUAUGAAUUAAUCACCGCGUUGGACUCUCUCCUUGUGUCCCUCAAUCCAGCUUCUGCGCCAAGCACACCCGAACUCUCGCUUCCAGCUUCCGAAGCUGCCUCACUACCAGCGUUCGAUCGAAGGUGAAACGAGCUCGCAUCAUAUUCUACUCUCAAUCAUUGAAUCAAAUUAUUCAAUCGUCGAAACAUUCGAAAUGGCUCCCCCUACCCCCGCCGAAAGCGAAAACCACCAGCUGCUCCUCGAUCGUUUGGAUAUUGCAGCGGUUCCGCGCCCUUUCCGCAGCCACACCUGGAGACCAUCCCAGCGACGCAACAAGAACGUCAAGCAGCUCAUCUCUGAUAGUUCGAGAAAGGAGGCUUCGGUUAUGGCUACCCAAGCCAACUCUGGAAUGACAACUCCUUUGCAGCCUACCACGUCCGCCAGUACUGAUGGAAGCGUGACUCCUGCUGAAGGGAACCCACGCACAUCGAACAUUGCCCAGGCGGCGCAAAACCUCUCUACGCUUGUGUUAGAGAAGAAUGCACGUGCUAUGUUUUCUUCAGGACCUGCUGUGACCUAUACAAAUGUUGAAUCUGCACCAUCGCUACACCCGGCGCAGCAGCGGCGAUACUGCGAUAUUACGGGACUCCCUGCGGCAUACACUGACCCCAAGACACGGCUCAGAUAUCAUGACAAGGAAAUUUUUAGUGUGAUUAGAACUCUGGGACAGGGUGUGCCAGAAAGCUACCUUGAGCUUAGGGCAGCGCAUGUGGUGCUCAAGUAAAUGACAGGAUCCAUCAGGACGAAUUCGAUUUUAUAUGUGGAUGCGUAACGACUAGGGUAUGCAGAUGCAGUGAUUCAUAUUAAAGAAUUGCAGGUCAUGGGUGACUGACUUUGAUAAUACAUUUCAGACACUACGAUUCCAAUACAAGCGUUAUGUACGACCAACACA